GCGGCCGAGUGGAGGGGGCACAACGCUAACCGCUGGCUGGCGACCGGCCGGACCGGGAUGCCUCGCGGCGGUUCGCCUCAGUUGAAUGGUAGAUACCGCGUCGGUAGUGCGUACGUCCACGGCGCAUUCUCCGGUUUUUGCGCGUGAAGGCCCGUCCACUCGUGCACCUCCUCGCUGGGCCCACGCGCGUGCACGCCAGGCUAAUACACGCGUCUCGCGGAGGAUGAGAAAAUCCGUAGGCGACGGGCCGACCGUCCUGCUUUUCGGACGCUGAACGAACGCGCCGCGCGAAACGCGAGGGAUUUAAUCGACGGCUGAACGAUCACGGCGAUGGGACGGCCGCGAUAGCGAUGUUUCGGUCACGAACUUCAAAGUCGUAUCGAUCAGCUGGAAUGGGGUCCGCAGUCCACUGGCUGAUCGCGGCCGCCGCGAUAAUCUCGACGGGAGCAGCCCUCGAGGGACCGAACAUAUGCACCAGGCAGGAAAAGUACACGAUAACAGUGAAAGUGUCCGAGCAGAAACCGUACACCGUGCGGGAGAACACGUGGUGCUUCAGCUUCCCGCCGAGAUGCUCCAAGUACAAAGUCGUCUACAGGACGGUCUACAAGGAACAGGAAUUGACGAAACAAAGGCCCGUGGAAGAAUGCUGCAAGGGCUACGCGCAGACCACGAACGGCGAUCGUUGCAUUCCGGUCUGCUCCCAGGACUGCCGCCACGGUACCUGCAUCGCGCCCGACGUCUGCAAAUGCGAGUCGGGAUACGGCGGCCCGUUAUGCGACUUCAGGUGCCCGGUGGGUAAAUGGGGCAGAGAUUGCGAGAUGGAUUGCAAGUGCCAGAACGGUGCCACGUGCGACCCAUUCGACGGCAAGUGCAUGUGCACCAGGGGCUGGACCGGAGUGUACUGCGAUCAGAAGUGUCUCCCGAACCGCUACGGGCAAGACUGCGCCGAGGAAUGCCGUUGCAGGAACGGCGGGAGCUGCCAUCAUAUCUCCGGCGAGUGCUACUGCGCCUCUGGUUACACCGGACCGCUGUGCGACGAUUUGUGUCCGAUGGGCAAGCAUGGCAAGGAAUGCAAGUCGGAGUGCCGUUGUCAGAACGGCGGUUCCUGCAACCCUAUGACCGGCGAAUGCUACUGCACAUCCGGCUGGACGGGUUCGGUCUGCGCGAAUCGGUGCCCGGAGGGUCUCUGGGGCAACAACUGCUCUCAGCCCUGCGACUGUUAUAACAAAGCCGGCUGCGAUCACAUUACGGGCGAGUGUCGGUGCAAGCCGGGCUUCUACGGCGACAAAUGCCUGAAGAUCUGUUCCGAGGGCACAUUUGGACUGGACUGCGCUAACAAUUGCAUCUGUGAAAAUGGUGCCACGUGCAAUCCCACUAACGGCACCUGUGUGUGCAGUCCGGGUUGGAUUGGCAAAACGUGCAGCGAACGAGCCUGCGAGAACGGUUUUUACGGUUCCGAGUGUGCGAAGGUUUGCGAGUGCGAGGAGAGGAACACGGAGCUGUGUCAUCCGUGGACCGGGCAGUGCUCCUGCAAAAUGGGAUGGGACGGCGAGACCUGCGCCCGGCCGUGUCCCUUCUACACAUUUGGCAAGGGCUGUGAGAAUCGCUGCAACUGCAAGAACAACGCGCAGUGCUCGCCCGUCGACGGCACCUGCAUCUGCGCGGCCGGAUAUCGCGGGAAGGACUGCGGCGAGCUCUGCCCCGCGAACACGUUCGGGGAGGACUGCGCGCAGAAGUGCGCCUGCAAGAACGGAGCCAGCUGCUCGCCCGAGAAUGGACGCUGCAACUGCACGGCUGGAUGGGUCGGUGUCUUGUGCGACCGUCCGUGCGACGACAAGUCCUACGGCAAGGAUUGCGAGGGCAAAUGCAACUGCUUUAACAAUGCGGCCUGCAACCCGCAAAAUGGCACGUGCACGUGUGCGGCUGGCUUCACCGGCACACUGUGUCAGGAUCGUUGUACAAAGGGCUUCUUUGGCAACGGAUGCAAUCAGACCUGCAACUGUGUCGAGGGGAACUCCGUGGACUGCGACUCCGCUACCGGCUAUUGCAACUGCAAACCGGAAUGGCGAGGAAUACGAUGCGAAACAAAGUGUCCGGAGGGUCUUUACGGCGAGGAUUGUCACUCGCAUUGCGAAUGCAUGAACAAUAGUUCGUGUGAUCCCACGACCGGAAGUUGCGUCUGCGCCAGGGGUUGGGAGGGCCCCGACUGCUCGCAGCCCUGCAAGGAAGGAUGGUACGGGCUGGGAUGCAGAGAGAAAUGCCCGGAGAAAAUGAACGGAAACAUGACUUGCGAUCACGUUACCGGCGAGUACGUCUGCCGUCCGGGAUACCUGGGUCUCACCUGCGAGCAUCCGUGUCCGCCCAAUCGUUACGGGCUGAACUGCGCGAAUCACUGUCACUGUAAAAACGGCGGGGAAUGCCAUCACGUAACAGGCGUAUGCCAGUGCCGGCCUGGCUGGCAGGGCGAGUACUGUCAAACACCUUGCGCGGAGGGCACUUACGGUGUAAAUUGUACGCAACAUUGCAAGUGUCAGAACGGCGGUAAAUGCAGAUCCAACGAUGGCCAUUGUCGAUGUCCGUCGGGAUGGACCGGCACCAGGUGUACCGAAAUUUGUCCCGAGGGAUACUACGGUGAUCACUGUAUGGAGCCUUGCGAAUGUAAAAAUGACUUUUUCAUGUGCCAUCCUGCCGACGGUUGUAUUUGCAGACAUGGGUAUACAGGUGAGAAUUGCGAUGAACAACUAUUUUCCCGUAAUAUCCAGGAGAAGGAUGACGGAGGAUAUGGGCACAUUGUCGGAGUCGUGUUCGCGACCAUUGUUAUAAUUGGCGUUUUGUUAGCUGCGUGGUUCUACCAUCGUCGUAGAGUGGCUGAUCUGAAGAGCGAGAUAGCCCAAGUGCAAUACACGGCUGAGCCUGUAUCACCGCCAGAACGAAACCAAUUCGACAAUCCAGUGUAUGCGUAUCAAGGUUCCUCCAAGUUCGACGAUGGCACUACUACGUUACUGAAUAACUUCCAAUUCCGCAAUAAUUUCCAUAAAAACAUAAAUACGGAGAAAGCUAAAUUCGGUCUAGGUAGCUGUACCGACGACGAAGACGAUUGCAAAGGAGCGUUCGGGCUGCAAUACGACCUGAAGAACAGGGACGCCGAUAUGGGAAAUCCGAACUUGAAUGUGUAUCACAGCAUCGACGAGAUGGACGGCAAGAAAGUCGAGCACGUCUACGACGAGAUCAAGCAGAACAACGAGUCGGAAUACGACGAGCUGAAUCAGCCGCGGCCGGUUAGCUGGAACAUAAAGCCGCAUUCGAGUCUAACAACCAAUGGCUUCCUGCCUAAAUCGUGCGACAAUCCGGGACCUAGCAAAGCGAUAGACAAAGAUCCAGAAUUAGGUGAAACCUAAAAACUCCACGCAGGGUUCCUCGUUUUCAACUGCCCAGGUUUGAAGUAGAAUGAGCUUUAUUUACGUGCGGUCGGAAGACUCUGUCCCCUUUCUAGUAAGGAGCAAGUCUGUGGUAUUACCUUUUGUCAUUUAAGCAAAUUUCUUAAGUAAGUCUUUACAACAUAAUUGCGGUUAAUUAUGAAACCAGUUUCGUAAAAAUUGUAUAUUGGACGUUUUAUAUAUAUUUAAAAUCUACUCGUGCGGUUUUAUCGUGCCUUUGUCUGGUAAAUACGACAGUAUUACGAUAAAAAUAUUUCGUAUGCGGGACAAGAAAAUUUUUAAACCAAAAAAAUUUCUGGCAUGCUUUUCUUGUAAUAUUUAGCUUUCACUUGAGAUAUUAUCGAUCUCUGUCAUUUUCUCACUUGCUACGAAUUAUUGUGAUGAGAAAAUGAACGUUUCUGUAUAUAUAAACAUAUUCUUUUUAAGUGUAGUUUUAAUUAAAUUAUUAUGUGCACUUGUCUCUCGAUUUAUGCGGAGUAUUUGUCCCGCGUGGUUUUUCUUUACGCGUAAAUAGUCCCCCCGAUACAAAAAGAGAAUAUGUAAGAGAGGAACCUGCAUAUGUUAAAAAAAUUUUUAUUUUACAUAUUUGCACAAAAACAAUAAUAAUGAAAGUAGAAAGGUAGAUUUGUUAUCACUUGUAUGGGUAAAUGUGCUCUCUACAAGUCAACCAAAAAAGUCAGACUGAUGUAAUAAGUAUGUGCAAUUAAGUAAGAACUUAAUGGUAUAUAAUAAUUUCAAUAAAUACGAUAAAAAGAUAUAUUUUCGGACUGUAUGAAAUGAUCGUGUAUAAAAAGUACCGCGUAAAUCGAGGGAUGAGUGUAUUUGAUAGAUGCAUAUGUUGCCGUGUAUAUGUUGCCAAAACGGCAUAAGUAAGUAAGACGUAGUUAAGAAGGCAAUGAUAAACAGGUGAUAAGAAAUGAAAUCACGAACUUUGUGAAUACACAAAGAUCUUACCGCGGAGGAUCAAUUGUAUAUCUAGAUUUUUUAUUCGUUGCAUGGUUAUAUCAAUAUAUCGCAAUGAUUAUAAAGACAUGUAAAAGAAUCUAAUAAUUGUUGAUUUUAAUUUUUACAAUUUAGUAUAUCUUAAAAAAUAGAUGGAUCUGGCUUGUAUGAACAAAUGCAAGUUUAUAAAUGCAAUAAAUUAUGUAAUAAAAUAUGGGUAAAAAUUACGCGAUUGCUAUGGCGUAUUCUUACGACACGUAUACAAAAGCAGGCGGUCUUAAUUUUCAUCAUUUUACUACUCUACUUAGCUGUAACAUGGCAAUUGAUUAUCUAUUGUAACCAGGAGAUGUACAUAUAAAUUUUAAAUAUUCGUUUUUUUUACAUUUUCCUUUUCAAGGGAUAAUAUCGUGCAAGACGUUACGGGGUGUAUCGCUUAUCUUGCAAUUAUCUUGUGAUAUAACUCUAUCUAUUUUGGCGUGUCCAAAUGAAAAGCGUAUUAGUAUAUAGCGGUAACGUAUAACUGAUAUCUGGAUGGAUUAAUUUGAUCGUGUGUAUUCGAAAAGACUUGCAGAAUAAAUACAAAUAAUAGAAUAAAUUUGCGAAUAAGGUAAGACGGCGAUCAGUGUGAUAAUACCGUGAUGUGCAUUGUUAACAUGUCGACUAAUAGGAAAGAUAUUUUAAUAAAGUUGUCGCGACACUUCAUUGCGGUCAUACGUAGACAAUCGUAUAAUGUAAAAACACUUAUUCUACUACUCCUCUUCAAGCUACAAGGUACGUAAAGUUUGGCACGCUUCGUUGCGUGCGAUAUUGCCUUACAUGCUUGACAAUCCAAAGUCGACUAUGUAAUUCACGAAUCGUAUGGCGUGAAGGAUUAUGUGAUCACGUAUUUACUGUUACACCGUUCGCAUUACACGGAGCACACAGCGUUUAUUCUUAAGAUUACUUGGUAAGAGUAUUUCUUACUAUUUAAAGGCGUUUAGGUAAUCGCCGCCUGUUUUCACCAUCGAUGUUAGCGCCUUGUAAAUACAUUUCUGCGACGGA
Molecule: messenger RNA, 5420 nt
Organism: Vollenhovia emeryi
Lineage: Eukaryota; Metazoa; Arthropoda; Insecta; Hymenoptera; Formicidae
Gene: drpr
Product: multiple epidermal growth factor-like domains protein 10
Exons: 18
Coding region: 351-3398 (1015 amino acids)
Molecular function (GO): scavenger receptor activity; protein binding
Source: RefSeq, a predicted model, not a curated record